GCAGUUUCCAUGCUUUGCGGUCAGUUACCUCAAGUUCGAAGUCGUUCUUGACUGGCAAUAGUAUUUUGACUCAGCAGUUGAGUUACCUGGCUGUUUGUGAGCAUUGUGUUCAGCUCCAAACUUGACGGUUUCUAGCAUUACGAGUACUGGUGUAUUUUCGUCAAGCCACCUGCCCACUAUUGAGCUGCUGAGAACUCCGAGCCGAAACCGAACAUUCGGUCAGCGUUGUUGAGAUUGCGAAAAUCUGAAGUCGGUCGAAGUCGAGAGUGCCCAUGAGAUGGGCUGCCUGCUGCCUAGGCUGAGGCGCCCAGGUUGACUAAAUAAUCGUUGAAGAAAUGAGAGGCAUCGUGCGUUGAACGGGAUUCAUUGUUUAGCCGGAGAUGGGAAAUGAGAAUAGCCGAGGAUCCCAGCAGCCACCUGAAGACGCGCUCCGCAGCGGUGAUGAUGGCUCUCACGGUGGCAAGGAGCGGACUGUGCCUGCGCUGAAUGUCGGCGUCCACCGUAGGCUGUCCUGUGACUCGGUGAUGGUCGACAAUGAACGGCAGCAGCAACAACAGUCAAGCGGCAGUUCGUCUGCGCGGGCCAGGCCCAGCUCAUCAUUCCGGCACAGCAGGCCAGGCAUAGCCGACUCUCCCAUGCAGAUGCGUGCUGAAUACACGCCACUGCGUCGCAGCAGCACCUGGGCUGGGGAAGUAGAAAAGCCGGAGAAUGAUGCGCUUGUGAAGACAUUGCCACGUGCACAACAACAGUACAACAUGGCACGCGAGCGGCGUGAACUGCGCCUAUCACGCUCUGUGGAGCUCGACGAACUGCCGGACGCGCCUUUUGAUCGUGAGAAGGCUGAGCAAUUGUUUCGUGAUGCUGCGUUCGAUCGUGACAGCGAUGCGUCCUGCCCGACUAGUGUGGAUUGUUCGGAGAGUACUGCACAAAGCAGCUGUGUGCCAGGAUCAAUAACAUCCAUAGAUAGUGUCUGGCCUGACACGGGUAGUGGCAGGCGGCGCAGCCCGCAUCUUAAGCAGCCAACUCUGUCGGAAACGCCGUCACUUGCUUCUGACGCUGAAUUUGACAUGAACGAGCGGGUCCACUCUAUCGGCAGUGCUCACUCGUCACCCGCCGAUCCAUCGACUCUAUUUCUACGUUCCUCUUCACCGGAAGGAGCUGGCUCUGUGAAGCGUGUGAACAGUGAUACUCUGCCCCCAAGCCAGCGGCCAUCUCCACCGGCUGAAAGGCGGACAUCCAUUCACCAAGAUCGUAACGUGUCGGAGAACCCGCCAGCUAACUGGAACCAGACAACACGCAAGGACAAGAGCAGUGGUAUCUUCAAGCUGUACCGCCGCAAGAUGCAAAAGAAAGACGGGGCACCAGCUGGGAGGUCACUCGACUGUGCCACCACUAUGCAGGUAGAACCUUUGGAACCAACACCUCGACGGCGGCCCUCAUACAUCUACUACUCUCCUAACGAUGAUCUGCAGCUGACUAAGCCAGAGCCGCCAGCAGCAGCGUCCCCGAGUCAAAGUAAAAAAGCGAGUAAAGACACUGCCGCAAGUCCGAGCAAGAAAGUUAACCGUGAGGAGUCCUUCAAGUACGGCACCUCGUUCCGAUCACGAUCGCGCCCUCGCAGGUUGGCUAGCCCGGAGACCCCGGAACCUGCAGCAUUACCGUGUGAACAGAGUUCCAUUGCACAGGCGCUGGCUGAAUCGUCUAAGGCCGGUUUAGAUCCAGCAGGUGAGUCUGGGCUGGGGCGCUUGCUGCCACGUUUCAAGAACGCUUUCACUUCGCCAUCGCCUCAGAACUGCCAUGAUGAUGCCGGUGUGGUCGAUGAGCAGCAAGGAGAAUGCAAGGAAGCGAAGCAGCUAAGUGCUGCGGCCUCUCGGCCUCGGACAUCCACCAUCGGAGCUAGGCCGAGUAUGGAAGUACGGCCGUCUAAACCACUGGGCCCCAGCCAACCCAGGAGUGUGCCUCCACUGGAGGUUUCGAGCAAUGAUAGCAGCCAGAAUCGUAGCCGUUUGACGUCUGCCGCCACCUCUGCUAAAAAGAAGACCAACUUGGCCCCGUCGGCUGAAAAUGAGGAGGAUCCGCUGAGCCCUAAGGCAAGAAAGCGUAGCAGCACUUGGUCUAAUCCAAGUGGGGUCAUCAAGCGGCCCAACAUCGACAAGGAGCGACUUAAGGCCGAACGCGAGGCGAAGGCCCAUCGGCAAAAGCUGCUUGAUGACCUGGAAGCAAUGAGGCCAAAGCCAGCUGAACCACCAGUGUGGGUGCCUCGUCCGCCAUCUACUUUCCAGCAGGAGCGCGAGCUGCCCCGGCGGCCAGAACCUGCUUACCUCCGACUGACGGACAUUCAACCCCGCAUGCCCUGUGCCGAUGAUGCAGACAGUGAAAGUGCCAAUGCUGAAACUCUGUAUGAAUCAGCUGAAGCUCUCAGGGCACACUUGUGUGCUGAAAAUCAAGAGAGAGGCUGUGAGGAACGUCCGAGUGUGGAUGAAAGUGGCUACCUGCGUCUUCUUGAUCUGUGUGCCGACAUGGCCAAGCUUGAAGCUAAAGGGAAAAAGCCACAGGCUGUUGGGAGCACCGACGGUGAUGACGGUUCUCUUACAUCGGGUUCAUUUGGUGACAUUUUGCCAAGCCAUCAUCGUGAGUCGAUGCAAUCAGAUUCGUAUGCUGGUGGCCUUGGAGCUUGGAGAGGUGACUCUUUGGAUGCUGUAUUGGAUGGUUGAGCGCGACUAUGAUGAUGAUGAUGAUGCACGCCAAGUACUAGCAUGUGCAACGGUGCUGCUACUGAUCUUAUUGUACAGGUAACUUCUAAGUAGACAUGUGAAUGCGCAAUGACGUUUCCUGCCGUUGCUUGUCUCUGUACUUUUAAAAUAUUUUCUCCUCAUUCAAAUUUACCCUUCCCGACCAGCGCACGAGUUUCACUACUUGUAGUUCCUGGUUAUUGUUGUUGUUUUAGACACUAGUCAUUAGUAUUGGGUAUGAGCAGUACAUGAAGGUCUCUUUUUUAUUAUUCUAAGUCAUGUCAUUCUAUGUGACAGCGCUGUUGUAGUGGUGAGCUUCUGUUUAGUUUGUAGUUAGGCUUCCUUCCCAGUGGUUUCAUACACUCUAGUUCUCUGAUGGUGCCAUAAUGUGCACAAACCACUCUCUCUCUCUCUCUCUCUCUCUCUCUCUCUCUCUCUCUCUCUCUCUCUCUCUCUCUCUCUCUCUCUCUCUCUCUCUCUCUCUCUCUCCCUCUCUCUCUCCAUCCCUUGCUGUACACACAUGCAGGCCUUUCUUCUGCUUGUGUGUUCUGUUCAGCUCUGCUCAUGGUGGCUCUGUUCCAUCUUCUAGGUAUAUUUUCUAAGUAACAAUUUCUAACAGUUUCUCUCGACACUACGACGCUCUUGCUACUGUGUUUUCUGCUGUACAAUCUGAGUUGUCCAGCCUGCUCAGUUUCUGCUCAGUUUUCUCGCAACUACUUGUACUGUUCUUAUUUAGCUUGUCUUGAUAUGAGGGAUAAAGUUCGAAUAUCAGUAUUAGCCCUCUGCCAUAAUAUUCCCUGCUUUCACCGCAACUUGUUGAUAAACAUUUUAUUCUG
This is a messenger RNA of Sycon ciliatum, 3568 nucleotides long. RefSeq lists its product as uncharacterized. NCBI's taxonomy places the organism in Eukaryota, Metazoa, Porifera, Calcarea, Leucosolenida, Sycettidae. The transcript is spliced from 2 exons. The record is from RefSeq and is a predicted model, not a curated record. The coding region runs from base 381 to 2714 and encodes 777 amino acids.